Aplosporella prunicola CBS 121167 is the source of this 664-nucleotide messenger RNA. RefSeq lists its product as uncharacterized. Gene Ontology annotation, molecular function: nuclease activity. The record is from RefSeq and is a predicted model, not a curated record. The transcript has a single exon. Lineage: Eukaryota; Fungi; Ascomycota; Dothideomycetes; Botryosphaeriales; Aplosporellaceae. Bases 202 to 624 code for a protein of 140 amino acids.
AGCUCCCUCGACUCCCCCGCAACCCCAAAGAUUUGCGAGCGCGCCCACAUUGCACCAAGGGGCGUUUGGCGUCCGGCGUUCCAUAUUCCUCCUCCUCCUAGUACUUGACUGCUUGCAUAGGUCCAUUGCUUUCUCGUUCAUUACUACACUGAGUGAGACACAGACGCGCGCGACCGCACCGCUCUCACCCCCGACCUGACCAUGAUUUCCCCCAACGACGACUGGACUCUCGGUCUGACCGAAUCCUCCAAGAUCGACGAGCUCGCCGGAUGCACCGUCGCCAUUGACGCCGCCGACCAUCUCAACCGCCUGCUCAAUGACCCCCAAUGGAAAGAGCCGCUGCUGCCCGCCCUCGGCGGCUUGCCCUUCGCCAUGAAGCGCCUCAUCCAGGACGAUGUCAACCGUUUCCGCUCCCGCAACAUAACUCCUUUCUUCGUCUUCAAUGGCCUUGACUUUGGCAAGAAGGACAACCCGUUUCGCGCGUCGGACGAGGCUGUGCGCGUCACCUCAGACGCCUGGGAGCUCUACAACCAGUCUGAGGCCGAGCGUGCGGUCUCGACCUUUGGAGAAGCGCGUACGUACCUCUUCCCUGGCACGCUCUGUCGGGACAAAUCGACGUACUAAUAGUCAAGGUAGCUCCUGUCAGGUCGGAUGAGAUAUAUCG